Rhodamnia argentea is the source of this 617-nucleotide messenger RNA. RefSeq lists its product as uncharacterized. Bases 180 to 440 code for a protein of 86 amino acids. NCBI's taxonomy places the organism in Eukaryota, Viridiplantae, Streptophyta, Magnoliopsida, Myrtales, Myrtaceae. The transcript has a single exon. The record is from RefSeq and is a predicted model, not a curated record.
UGAGGGGCACAAUUCGGCUGCUUGGAAUCGGACCCGGCAUCUUCUCUCUGUCGCUGUGAGCGCCAGUUGGUGGGUCUACUAUUUCGGUCCAUCGCACCGUUUUGAGACUGCCUUUAGGUCUGGUUUCGUCUUCUUCGGCGUCCCUCUCAUCCCUGCGCUAAAGGAGGAACCAAAGAGAAAUGGCGGCGAUCACGAGCGCGCUCAUCGCGAUCGCGGGAGUGGUGCUGGGCUGGAUCGCCAUCGAGAUCGCUUGCAAGCCCUGCCUCGAACGCGGCCGGGAAGCCAUCGACCGGUCCCUCAACCCCGAUUACGACCCCGACGACGAUCGCGACGGCACUGCCCGGGCCCCUCUGAUCGCCCCCAACCCUAGCCCUGAUCCCGUGGAUUCAGAUCCGAAGCGCGUCGACGAUGCUCCCGCUGUCCCUUCCAAGAUCGCGUGAUCAAUCGCUCGCCGCUCGUACGGGUUUCGGCAAUCGGUCCGAUCCGUGAUUUGUGUUUCUGCUCCGAUUCGAUCGUCUCUCUCCCUUUUGCUGUGAUUUUGUUGUCUGGGUAUGUAGUCUCUGUGCAAGUUGAAAGGAAGGAAGAGGAUGGAAGAUGUGCAUUUGCUUUUGAUUUCA